GUCGCCCUCACCCCCAGCUCGGCCUUUGACCCCUCCAGACUCAAGCAUGCUCAUCUUCUCCGUACUCAAGACGCUCCAGGACCAGGAGCUCACCGUCGAGCUCAAGAACGACCUGCAGAUCCGUGGUCAGCUCAAGAGCGUCGACCAGUUCCUCAACAUCAAGCUCGAGAACAUCCAGGUCCUCGACGAGGAGCGUUACCCACACAUGGUCGCGGUCCGCAACUGCUUCAUCCGAGGGUCGACGGUGCGCUACGUGCAGCUGCCCCGGGCAGCAGUCGACACGCAGCUUCUCGAGGAUGCGACUCGGCGAGAGGCGGGCAAGCAGCGGUGAGCGAGACGGUGGUGGCGACGAUGUACUAACAUGUAGAAACAGUGCAGUCCUUUCUCUCUCUCGG
Molecule: messenger RNA, 395 nt
Organism: Rhodotorula graminis WP1
Lineage: Eukaryota; Fungi; Basidiomycota; Microbotryomycetes; Sporidiobolales; Sporidiobolaceae
Exons: 5
Coding region: 47-331 (94 amino acids)
Biological process (GO): mRNA splicing, via spliceosome
Cellular component (GO): P-body; U4/U6 x U5 tri-snRNP complex; catalytic step 2 spliceosome
Molecular function (GO): RNA binding
Source: RefSeq, a predicted model, not a curated record